UCUGCGAGGAAUGUCUCCAAUUGGACUUACUCGAGGUGCUAACAUCAGCACUACCUCCCAUGUUUCACUCGCCUGUCCUCCGAGAGCUGCUGUCUGGCAGCCCCUUCUGGAACCCAGCCUGACUGGAGCACCAAAGGAAAUCUCUGAUUCUGUACUGUUUCUGGACCUGCCUGCUCUGAGUUGCAUUUUACAUCCUCAAGACCUGUCAGAAAUGGGUCUGCACAUGAAGAAUCGUCCUGUGUUUGCUGAAAAAUUGGUACCGAAGACACUCUCCAUGGUUUGUGCAACAGGUGAGACAGAAGAAGAAGAAGGAGGAGGAAGAGAAGGAGAAAGAGAAGGAGAAGGUGAAGAAAGAAGAAAGAAGAAGAAGAAGAAGAAGAAGAGGAAGAGGAAGAGGAAGAGGAAGAGGAAGAGGAAGAGGAAGAAGAAGAAGAAAAGAAAGGCUGAGACUCAGGAUAUUUUCCUGAAGCAAAUGCAAUGCAGGAGAAAGCUUCUCCCAAACAGAGCAGAAGUCAGAAAAAUAAAUGAAGCAAACCUUUAAAGUUGGUAUUUAAAGUGAUAUUGCAGGUCUCUAUCCUCAGAAGUGAUAAGCCAACUCUCCCACCCGGAGCCCUUUCCCCUUGCCCUGUCCGUGCUCUCAUGAAAACUUGUUUCUUCCACUCAGAGCAGGUAAAAUGGGAAUGAAAAUGUGUCUGCUCCCCAAGGGAUGCCUGUGACCUGUACCUGCACAAGCUGGCUUCUAGUGACCUUAGGGCAUGAGAUCCAUGUAAAAAUGGGAGGAGAGAGAUACCUGUGGAAAAGCCCCCCCUUCCAGUGAUGAUGCUUCCUUAGAGGCUGCCUGCCAGCUGCAGUCAGCCUGUCUCCAAAAAAGCCUCAAAGGGUGAUUUGUACCUGAGGGUACUAGCCUCAGUGUCCCACCCCCUGUCUCUCCACCCUGCACCUUUUCUCUGGAAGAACCAUAGAUUGGGAGCAAGAGUAGGAGACACGUGAAAGAAUCCAAGAUAGCAGUUGGGAAACGAGGGCACCCCAGGUGGCUCAGUGGUUUAGUGCUGCUUUCAAGCCGAGGGUGUGAUCCUGGAGGCCCGGGAUCGAGUCCCGGAUCAGGCUCUCUGCAUGUAGCCUAUUUCUUCCUGUGUCUGUGCCUCUCUCUUUCUCAUUCUCUGUCUCUCUAUGUGUCUC
Messenger RNA from Nyctereutes procyonoides (raccoon dog), 1179 nucleotides. Its product is annotated as pre-mRNA-splicing factor CWC22 homolog. The coding region runs from base 11 to 541 and encodes 176 amino acids. Lineage: Eukaryota; Metazoa; Chordata; Mammalia; Carnivora; Canidae. The transcript is spliced from 2 exons. The record is from RefSeq and is a predicted model, not a curated record.